Molecule: messenger RNA, 426 nt
Organism: Adineta ricciae
Lineage: Eukaryota; Metazoa; Rotifera; Eurotatoria; Adinetida; Adinetidae
Source: the annotation of a GenBank genome assembly
AUGGCUGCUCAAUCGACGCCUCCUUCUGCUUCUGCUUCUGCUUCGUCUCAUUCUCAACAACAAAUCGAUUCAUCCGAAAAAAUCGCUCAACAAUUUCUUUCCAAUGCCAACGAUUAUUUUCGUUCGGAUAUUAAAUUGGUUACGAGUGACUACGAUUGUUUGAUACAAAUGAACAAUGCUGCGUUGGAUAAAUACAAUCAAAUGCACCGAAAAUUACAACACGUGAAUACUUCUGUACGAACGAUGAGUGAUAAUAAUUCGACAAAAAUGUUGUCGACCUUUAGUCAAUUGAAUGAGAUUGAAGAUGCGAUGUCGAAUCUGGAGUCGACAAUUAUGAAAUUGGACGCGUAUUCUCGUUCAUUGGAAACUCAAGUGAAGAAAUUCGAAAAAACAUCCAAUUCAGCAGCACGGACAACAUCGCCAUGA